AUGUCGCAAGCUCUGGUCCCGAGAGACGGGGCGGAUUUCAAAGCCUCUCUGGACACCCUGGCCCUCAACUUUUCCUUGGCACCGGAGAUCCAGGCUCGUCUUCUUGCGGAGGGUCUGAGUCACCUGGAGGAGCUUCGCUUUUUCUUCGACAAUGAGGAACAUGUGGGGCGAUGGGUAGCGAAGCUGGGCCUGGGUGAUAAGACGAUGCUGGAGACCUCUCGCCUCCGGCGGGCCUGGGCGGCGGUAAGACUCUACUUCUCGACGUCUGAGCAAAACCGCUCUAAGGUGGCCCUGAAUUGCGUCCGUUCUCUCUACUUUCAGCUCACGACCGUGCAGCGCAAGCGCAAGUUGGGUGAUAACCUGUAUACUGAGGAAGCCGAGACUGAGGAGGCGAUUGCCAAGGACGCGGAUACCUACCUGGAUAAGCUUUACACGUUGUUGUUGGCUUAUUCGAUGGCGGGAGUGCACCCGCUGCCAGGUACGGAUCCUGCUAAGGAAGUCUCCCUUAGCGCUUCUUCUGUGGAGUUUGUGGGGGUGCCGCUUGAUGUGGCCAUGGCUUAUUAUUUCCGAGCCAAGAAGUGUGUUGCCGCAUUGGCGCCCUCGCGGCGUCUCCAAUGGUUGCAGGCUAAAGAUGUUGAGGAGCGUAGCGAGUGGGUUACCCGCUUUCGUCAGGGUACUUCUUCGUUGGGAGUCGUCAUCAAGCAGGUCAUGGAGGCACGUGACGCACAUUGGGUGGUCACGAGUCCAGCGGCAGCUAGUGGGGCUGGGGAGCAGCAGGCCACCGGAGGGAAAGCGGGUUGCGGCUGUGCUUAA
This is a messenger RNA of Symbiodinium necroappetens, 813 nucleotides long. The record is from the annotation of a GenBank genome assembly. NCBI's taxonomy places the organism in Eukaryota, Dinophyceae, Suessiales, Symbiodiniaceae.